Notothenia coriiceps (black rockcod) is the source of this 1204-nucleotide messenger RNA. Its product is annotated as ankyrin repeat and MYND domain-containing protein 1-like. The transcript is spliced from 6 exons. Bases 131 to 1204 code for a protein of 357 amino acids. The record is from RefSeq and is a predicted model, not a curated record. Lineage: Eukaryota; Metazoa; Chordata; Actinopteri; Perciformes; Nototheniidae.
UACAGGAAAGUCAAAGCUAAAAUCUGACUUCUGACAGCUAAAGUUUUCUCCUAACGUUUACUCCUAACUCGUUGUUUGGCACCAAUGGAUUCGGGUGAGUUAUGUUCAGAGAGGAUACGUUCCGGUUAGAAUGCUGCCGACCUGCAAAGGUGUUGCUGCAGUCCCGGGGCGAGGAGUCGUGGAGCCGGGGGAAAGCAAACAAAGUGACGGCCUCAGAGGAGCUCAAAGCGGGGAAGAGAGACGACAAGGCCUCGCUGUUCAGGAAUGGCCCGACGGAUCCAGAUUUGAGGGAGAGUUUGUGAACGGGUUCAAACACGGCAACGGGAAGUACACCUGGAGAAAUGGAGAGUUCUAUGAGGGCUCUUUCUACAAAGACUACAGGCAUGGAGAUGGAGUGUACUGUUGGCCUACAGGCCACAGGUUCACUGGCAAGUUCUACCUUAAUAGAAAGGAAGGAUACGGACAGCAACAGUUCCCUGACGGAGCCAGCUUUCAGGGUUUGUACCACGCUGACCAGAGGCUCGGUCCAGGUGUGGUUACCUAUCCAGAUGGGCGUAAAGAUGUGGGUCUGUGGCUUGGGGAACGCCUGCUAAGGCUCUGUACCUCAGUGAAAGAGGGCUUCAGCCUGGAGAAGUUUCCGGAAUAUGCUGCCUACAUGGACUCACCUGCCAUCACAGAUUCUAUGACUCAGCGUCCACGUAGUCCACAGAAAGAAGCCACAAUGGACUCUAAGGUGGAUAGAGAAAGGGAUCUGCUGUCAGACGAGAAUUUUAUCCUCCCCCCCGGCAUGGAGAGUUACUCAACAGAUGGUGAUCACUUGCCGCUGCCCCCUGGCCGAAGAAGAGAGCUGGAUCAGCACUUCUAUGGCGAGCUGUGGGAGCCAGACUCUUAUCCGCACCACGGCUAUGAGCGAGACCCUCUCUCCAGUCUGCCAUUACAGGCCCGCAUGCAGGCUCACAUACACAAACACAGGCUACAGGCUGAAAAUGUGGGCUGGGACGUGGCAGCUGUUCUCUCCCUGAACAGAGACAGUUCUGGUCCUAAAGGGCCUUUGGAAGUCAGUUCAGAGCUGUUGAUCCAGCACUCCUCCCGAGGGGACCUGCAGGCCGUGUCACAGGUCCUCCAGACCGGUUUGGUCCACCCUGAUGUGGCAGAUUCACAGGGAAACACUGCACUGUUAGCUGCCACAGUAAGACAUUACUGA